Molecule: messenger RNA, 282 nt
Organism: Chaetomium fimeti
Lineage: Eukaryota; Fungi; Ascomycota; Sordariomycetes; Sordariales; Chaetomiaceae
Exons: 2
Coding region: 1-282 (93 amino acids)
Source: RefSeq, a predicted model, not a curated record
AUGAACUCAGACGAUCUCAUGUCGGACCCGGGCCAACACGCCAAUUACGUAAAGCCAUGGGCCUGGAACAACAAGAAGUACAGUGACGACUACGAGGCGCACAAGGUCCGGCUCCAGGGCCAACGCUUCAGCUCCGCGGAUUACCCCGACCCUCUCGCCCCUCGGUCACCUCACCAGAGGCAGUAUCCGAAGGGAACCGACCCUGAACUGGAGAGCAAGCUGCAAGAGUUGAUUGCUCAGGUCAAGGCCGGUGUUGCUCGCGCAGCUAGCGCUGCUACUUGA